AUUUUAACGGUCGCUGCUUCGGUUUACUUGUCUUCAUCUAUGCUCGAUUUGUUCAAGUUAUUCUGAUUUAAUAACUGACUAUCUGUUUUUAUAAUGAAAACCUUCGUUCCGCUGCUUUUCCAUACAACACUAGCAGUUUUGUUGCUGAUUUUCGCUGGCAACGUCAGCGUAGAAGGGGCUCUAACAGAUUACUUUACUAGUUUCGUGGGUUUCUUCUGGUAUGGUGAUGGAACGAAGAAUGAAGUCCGCUCGAUACAGGAGUUCAAAAAAACUAUACCGUAUGAAGUAUCUAGCGUGGAUGAGAAGUUUAUUUCUAAGGCUGUAGAGCUCACUGGAGUGCCGAAUUCUGAACUGGACUCUUGCCAGCAGAGGGUGGUGUUGAGACUGAAAACCGACUGCAACAAGAUGAAUGACGAAGAACUGGCCAAGAUGGCAGUGCAUCUUCUGAAUUGCCAGUCGUUUGUUGAAGGCAGAAAAAUAUUCACCUGCAUGGAAGAAAUGAGCAUCAAGCAAUGCACUAGUGCUAUGGAUUCUGACACUUGGAACAGCUACCUUCUGAUGAGCAAUCGAGCCAAAGCAGUAUGUUACAUGAUCAGGAAAUCCCAGUUUACAGCCCUCGGAGAGCACACCGUCAACAAGCUAAUGGAAGCAUCCCAAAAUCAACUGGGAGUUUUGGAAAAAAUCUCCACCAACCAGGAAAACAUCCUUGGCGUAGCCGAAAAAACUUCCGAGUCUCUAGCCAAAGGUCAAAAUACUCUUUUCGAGCAGCAGAAGGAUCUUGAGAAAGCUCAGCUGCACGGUCAACUCGUCAUUGAAGAAAACAUCAGGAGACUGGCUUCCGAGAAGCAGCUGAUCCGUGAUACUCACAACACGCUGGUUCAGAUGACCAAAGAGGUGCAAUCAAGUCUGGCAAGUACUGCAAAAAUGGUCGCUGAUCAGCACUCAGACACCAAGGUCAAUCAUGCUCAACUGUUGGAGGAUGUGAACACUAUUCAGAAGAAAGCCAGUGCACUGUUUGACCGGAUUGAGGGCUACUCUGAGAUGCUGUUGAAGCAAAAGGAGGAGUUCCAAGGCCAGUAUGAGGCCACCUUGAACAACCUGAACGAAGUGAAUGAAACUAUGCACGCUCUGGUUAAUCUAGUUAAGGGAACCAGACAGACUUUGGAGGAAAAAGUGUCGUGGAUUCUGACAGCUUUGGGAGGCACGGACCAGGCAGUUGAACGACUGAACUUGGUUUUUUCGCACGUCUGUUUCUCAUUGGUGGCAAUGCUGGGCUGUGCGUUCCUCUCGGCAAAACCCAGCACCCGAUUGGCCAUUAUUAGCCUGCCGCCCAUUAACUUAGUCAUGGCUGUGUUCGGGAACAGUUAUCUGGGUCUUCAAAACCUGCUCUUAGCGACGGCAACAAUAAUUAUUGUGCAAAUGCUUGGAACUUGGGCCUGGAAGCAGCGGAAAUCCUCACAAGCUAUUGGCUUGCCUGCGUCGAAAUCGCUACCCGCAAAGCCCGAUUCAUGCAAAAGCUUUACACAGUUCAGUGAAACCGACAAGCUACGUGCUUUUCAGAGCAAUCCCGAAACGCUUGACGAUUAUGCCGAAAUGGAGCGCAAUGAAACGGACUAUUACAGUGAACAUUUCCAACGGUUAACUCCUCCUAUUUCACGCAACGGACACUAUCCCAAUCUGCUGUCCAGGUCUAGGAGCAACACUCCUCUUCGACUGAACGAGGGGUUGCGAGGUUCUUGCCGUGCGAAAACUCGCGCAGGAACUCCUUGUAAGUUGAGCGCGAUUACAGGUAGGGACUACUGUUACAGGCACCAAACAGGCGACUCGAUUAUGGGGUAAUUUUAAUUUAAAGUUUUCAACCAUAAUAUUUGUUAUCAGACUGUGAAGGCUUUCGCGGCAAGGGCGGAUCCAGGGAGGGGGUCCCCCAUUCAAUUCUCUAUCCAACGAUGCCAAAA
Dendroctonus ponderosae (mountain pine beetle) is the source of this 1955-nucleotide messenger RNA. Its product is annotated as protein brambleberry. The record is from RefSeq and is a predicted model, not a curated record. Lineage: Eukaryota; Metazoa; Arthropoda; Insecta; Coleoptera; Curculionidae. The transcript is spliced from 7 exons. The coding region runs from base 94 to 1839 and encodes 581 amino acids.